Messenger RNA from Closterium sp. Naga37s-1, 840 nucleotides. NCBI's taxonomy places the organism in Eukaryota, Viridiplantae, Streptophyta, Zygnematophyceae, Desmidiales, Closteriaceae. The record is from the annotation of a GenBank genome assembly.
AUGACUCGGUGGUGCCGCGCGCACAUGGUAAGGCAGGAGGAGGAUGGAAAAGAGGAGGGCGAGGAGGGAUUGGGCGAGGAGGAGGGCGAGGAGGGCAAGGAGGAGGGCGAGGAGGGCAAGGAGGAGGGCGAGGAGGGAUUGGGCGAGCAGGAGGGCCAGGAGGAGGGCGAGGAGGAGGGAAAAGAGGAGGGCGAGGAGGAGAGUGAAGAAGAGUGCGAGGAGGAGGAGGGCUGCGAGGAGGGAGACGAGGAGGGCGACAAGGAGAGCGGCAACCAAGUGAAGAAGAUGUGGAGAGAGGGGAUGGUAGUGCAAGCAUCAUUUCGCACGUAUGGUAGAGGCAGGAAAAGGAGGGCGGUGGAGACUCGCAUGAGUGAGGCACAGAUCUUCCGCGAAAACCCCACCUUGACGCCUCUUCAGGCGUACAACGCCGCCCAACGGCUCUGGAAGAUACACCGGUUGAACAGUGUUGUACAGGUAAGGCAGGAGGAGGAUGGAAAAGAGGAGGGCGAGGAGGGAUUGGGCGAGGAGGAGGGCGAGGAGGGCAAAGAGGAGGGCGAGGAGGGCAAGGAGGAGGGCGAGGAGGGAUUGGGCGAGCAGGAGGGCCAGGAGGAGGGCGAGAAGGAGGGAAAAGAGGAGGGCGAGGAGGAGAGUGAGGAAGAGUGCGAGGAGGAGGAGGGCAGCGAGGAGGGAGACGAGGAGGGCGACAAGGAGAGCGGCAACCAAGUGAAGAAGAUGUGGAGAGAGGGGAUGGUAGUGCAAGCAGCAUUUCGCACGUAUGGUAGAGGCAGGAAAAGGAGGGCGGUGGAGACUCGCAUGAGUGAGGCACAGGUGGAUGAGUGA